This is a messenger RNA of Rotaria sordida, 456 nucleotides long. NCBI's taxonomy places the organism in Eukaryota, Metazoa, Rotifera, Eurotatoria, Philodinida, Philodinidae. The record is from the annotation of a GenBank genome assembly.
AUGUUCGUCUUUUACAAGGAGACCUCUCGAACAUUGAAGUACUCACCAAUUAGGAAAAAUAGAAACGCAUCAAGUUUAUUAUUAAGUACUUCAUUAACAGCAUCAGCAGCACAACAUUGUCGCUGCUAUAUUCAUUCAUCUUCACCGCCCUAUUCGGUGCUGAUUUUUUCAGCUGCCGACAUCCUUUUCCGGCUCAUAGAGGGUUUUGUCGGUCAAGUCGAAGACGUGCAAAAGAAUUGUUUCCGUCAAAUUAUGAGCACACGCCAAUCGAAUCAAGAAACUUCAUCUAUUUUCGACAGUAAUCGAUCACGCCGUCAACAACCAACACCUUCAACUCUACCUUCAAAUCAACAACAAGAACCACUUAAUUCUUCUCCAACUCAUAGUGAUCAAGCCUCAAAAGCCUGUUGUUUUUGUUGGUGUUGCUGUUGCUCCUGUUCGUGGUAUGUAUAUUAG